This is a messenger RNA of Mya arenaria, 2732 nucleotides long. Its product is annotated as CDP-diacylglycerol--inositol 3-phosphatidyltransferase-like. Gene Ontology annotation, molecular function: CDP-diacylglycerol-inositol 3-phosphatidyltransferase activity. The transcript has 6 exons. Gene Ontology annotation, biological process: phosphatidylinositol biosynthetic process. The record is from RefSeq and is a predicted model, not a curated record. Lineage: Eukaryota; Metazoa; Mollusca; Bivalvia; Myida; Myidae. The coding region runs from base 194 to 832 and encodes 212 amino acids. Gene Ontology annotation, cellular component: membrane; Golgi apparatus.
AUUUGGCCCAUGAUAGAAAUGCGGAAGUGGCCUGAUUUGUAAACAAAUCAUUGUAGCUCUAAUUAGAAAACACGCUGUUUACGACCAUGUCAUUCUAGACAUUUGUUUAUCAAAGAAGAAUACAGUUUAACGUUAAGGACAAAUAAACUGAGAAUUUAAUCAAUCCUUACCCUGGUACAUCUAAAACAAUAUCAUGGCUGAAAACGUAUUUCUGUUUAUUCCAAAUAUUGUGGAUUAUUUUCGAGUAGUGUUUGCGUUUGCCUCCUUCUACUACAUGCCAUCCGAUCCGUGGCUGGCCUCUGUCCUAUAUAUUGUUAGUGGGCUGCUUGAUGCCAUCGAUGGCCAUCUUGCCAGGAUGCUGAACCAAGGGAGCAAGCUAGGUGCAAUGUUGGACCAGCUGAUUGACCGGAUGACCACCAUGUGUCUGUGUGCAGCAUUGUGCCACUUCUACCCCAAGUACAUGCUCUUCUUCCAGGCAUCUAUGGCCAUCGAUAUCGUCAGUCACUGGUUCCAUCUCCAGAGCUCCCUAAUGACGGGCAAAACAAGCCAUAAGGUGUUGGACCUGUCUGCCAACCCGGUUCUCAGACAUUACUACCAUAACAAGCUGAUCCUGUUUAUUAUGUGUUCUGCCAAUGAGCUGUUUUUCUGCAUGCUGUACCUGUGCUAUUUCACUGAAGGACCCACUGUGUUGUUUGGUGUUGGCCUGUGCAGGUUGAUCCUGUAUGUAUGUGCGCCGUUGUCCUUCAUAAAAACGGGCAUCAGCCUUGUCCAACUGGGAGCUGCCAUGAGUAACAUAGCAACCAUCGAUACUGAGGAUCGCAAGAACAAGUGAAAUCCACCAAACAUCUAGCAUUUGCAUCAGUCAUUGUAGUAUACAUGGUUCAAAUAUAUUUAUUGUGUAAUUGUGAUGAUCAUUCUACAGUAGACAACCCUUCUGUUGGUUGCUUUUGCUUAACCUCUAGAGAGUGCACCAUUGUUCAUUUUAACUGGAAUUUUUAUUUUUUGUAUUUUAGUUGAGUGCAGUUUUUAUAAAUACUCAUUUUCAAGUUUUUGUGAGGCUUUGUUUAAAAAUGUGUCAGCCUACAUAGAAUAAAAUAAUUUAGUUGAUAGUCAUUGAUUUUUGGCCAUGCUUUGUAGACUUUUUACCACUAUUUUAAUAUAAUGAUUUAUUAUGAUAAAUUUAGUUUCUUUUAAGACUUACAAUACAAUUAGUCAGCUUUUUGAUUAUGGAAUAGAGUAUGUAAAGUUAUUGUCACUAGUUUCAUUUUUAGACAUAAAUUAACAUUUAUAUGUACUAAGCUUUAUGAUUUAAGCUGUGUCACAAGAUUUUUGGUCUCUGUUCCCGACAGUUUUAGCAAAUAGUUCCAUCAAUUUUGAUCAUUUACACCAUGAUUAUAUGAGAAAAUACUAUGAUAUAUAGUUAUAGGGUUUGUACAGUCAUGCUGACUUUUUAUUUAGUAUGAAGAGCGAUGUUGGUGAGAAUAUGCUUAAAGUUUCAAUAUAUAUUCUACUUAACAUUUAUAACUGUUAUUACUACUUGUAUAACAUUUAAGUGUUAAACAUUAACUUGCACACUUUUUUGAUUUUCAAAUAUAGGUUGAUAGAGAUAAGGAAUCAAAGUGGUUGACCAUGAUUCUAUAAAUAGUGUUGACAUGAUCUAUUUAUUGAGCAACAUGUGAUAAUGAAACGGAAAACCCAAACUCUCGUGAUGCAGCAUUAGACACGUUUGUAGUAGUAUACAAUGGUCAUUUCAAAUGUUUACUUUUUUUAGGUAUUCAUUUCAUAUUUUAUUUGAAAUAACUAAAUUUUCAUGACUUUGAUGUUGGUAUUCUGUUUUAAAAAUAUCAUUACUGGCACCAAUAUCACAAAAAUACUAUCAAUUCUCAAAUUAUUUUACCACAAAACAGCAUGCAAUAAUUUAAAUUUGUUUUUACUCUUUUUAAAAGUGUAUUUAGAUAAGAUAAUGUUAAGAAAUCAAAAUUUCCCAAGACAUUGAUUCUAGAGCAGCACUUGUACUUGAGUACAGCUCAUUAUUUUUGAGUUAUAACUAAAUAACUUGUCUUAAGAGUAAUGAUUAAUAAUGCCUAUCAACAUAAUACACAAUAGAGUCCUUUUAAAAAUAGUAAAACUUUUAUCAUUUUGAUUCUUGCCAUGCCUGCAUGUGGAACAAUGAGUUGAGAUUGAGAUUGUAGUUUUGGGAUUGUAGGCUUGAUGUUUUAGAAAUGAUAAGACCCUGCUUCAAGUUUGGGUGAUAACAAAAGUGCUAGGUUUGAUUGAUGUUUGGUCUUUUCUUGUUAUAUUUUGUAAAUGAUGGAAAGACUAAAGACUGUAAAUGGCCGAUUUCUUUACUCAUCUCUGGGUAAUGAUUCAAGACAAAAGUUGUACAUAAAUUGGCCUGAUUUUGGAUAAUUAUACCAUUUCUUAGGCAAAUGGUUGAAAGAAUACCGGUAGUCAGUUUCUUGAGAAAAAGUAAGGAAUGGACCAACCAAACCAGUGAAGAAACCGGCCAAUAAUGUUAAGUCAUGUCUUUGUUUACACUUCAGGUUGUGUUAGAAUUGUAAAGGUUACAUUUAGCAGUGCUCCAAAAUAAAUGUUGACAUCUUAGCAUAAAUAAUUGAGGCUGAUCAAAUUGAUGUACAGUACAAAAUUUUGAGUAUAUACAUGUCGAUUAUUUAAUGAUGAGAUUGUUGUUGUAUGUCUUAUAAAAUGUACUGAAUAAAACUAUGUUGUCA